AUCUACGGUCCUACUAUCACUUGUUCCCACAGGGAUGGAACACCAGACCAUCAAAAAGUUCUGAUUUCCAAUUGUGCUACAAUAGCGGGCAGCGGCGACCACCAAAAUUAAUCCAAAAAAAAAAAAAAGAACAAGCAAAAACUAUCUCCUUCCAUUUCCAUUAACUACUCCUCUCUCUCUCUCUCUCUCUCUUGUGAUCUCGCUAGCGCUGCCACCAUGAGCAAGGGACCGGGACUCUUCUCCGAUAUCGGCAAGAAAGCUAAAGAUCUAUUGACAAAGGACUACAGCUCCGAUCAGAAGUUCAGCGUCUGCACUUAUAGCGAUGCCGGAGUGGUCCUGACAUCAACAGCUGCAAAAAAAGGAGGGCUCUCAACUGGUGAUGUUGCCGCACUGUACAAAUACAAGAACACUUUAUUUGAUGUUAAAAUUGAUACAGAAUCCAACAUCUCAACAACCCUCACAAUCACUGAGAUUCUUCCGUCCACUAAGACUAUUGCCUCAUUCAAAUUUCCUGACUAUAAUACUGGCAAGCUGGAAGUUCAAUAUUUCCAUGAUCAUGCAACCUUCAGCACAGCCCUUGCUUUGAACAAAUCUCCUGCAGUUGAUGUUUCAGCCACCAUUGGUACCCCAACAAUUGCUUUUGGUGCAGAAGCAGGCUAUGAUACUACUUCUGGUAAUUUUAUGAAGUACACUGCUGGCAUUAGUGUGACCAAACCAGAUUCCUAUGCGUCAAUAAUUUUGGGUGACAAGGGAGACAGUAUCAAAGCAUCAUAUGUUCAUCACCUGGAUCAGUCAAAGAAGAGUGCUGCUGUGGCAGAGAUUUCUAGAAGGUUUUCCACAAAUGAGAACACUUUCACAGUUGGAGGCUUAUAUUCUGUCGAUCACCUGACAGUGGUGAAAGCAAAGCUCAACAACUAUGGGAAACUUGGGGCAUUGCUGCAGCAUGAGGUCAUUCCAAAGUCGUUGCUGACAAUUUCUGGUGAGUUUGAUACCAAGGCCUUGGACAAAAAUGCGAAGUUUGGGUUGGCCAUUGCUGUCAAGCCUUGAUGGACGUCUGCCACAUAUUAAACCAUUGUUUGAAUUAACACUCAAAUGAUUUUUUUCCCCCUGGCUGACACUUGAAAGGGAGUGUCAAUAAGUAGUUCCGCAGAAGCAUGUUUGUAGGAUUGCGAUGACUGUGGAUGGAUUUCUUUAAUGCUAGGCUUUACCGUGGUCUUCUUUUUCUUCCUUUUUUCCCCCUUGGUUUCCUUCAUUGGGUUCAUGUUCCUGUUUGCAUAUUUAAAUCUUCCAAUUUGAGAUUAAAGCUCAAGGCCUAGUUAUUGUUAUUAUAAACACAAGUGUAAACCUUUAGUCUAUUCAUUUUAAGGUUUUAUUUGAAAUAAA
Molecule: messenger RNA, 1383 nt
Organism: Hevea brasiliensis (rubber tree)
Lineage: Eukaryota; Viridiplantae; Streptophyta; Magnoliopsida; Malpighiales; Euphorbiaceae
Product: mitochondrial outer membrane protein porin 2
Exons: 6
Coding region: 217-1047 (276 amino acids)
Biological process (GO): monoatomic anion transmembrane transport
Cellular component (GO): mitochondrial outer membrane
Molecular function (GO): voltage-gated monoatomic anion channel activity
Source: RefSeq, a predicted model, not a curated record